CCCGUCAGGCAGGGUUAUGGCAUUAACCGAAGUGCGUGUGGCCCUCUCUCUCUCCUCCCUCCCGUCUACCCGCUGUUCUCGAACGUCUUGACUUGUGGUGAAGGUCCUUGUUUAUAGAUGGCCCCUUCUCCCAGUAUCCCGCCGAUCCGUCGAGACAUCGCGCAUAGAAAACGGAAGAAAAAAAAGAAAAAAAAGGACGAGCGGGGCAUCGAAUCUCCCAUCACGGGCAUCAUGGCGGCCUGGACGUACAACACGUCAGCAGACACGCCGACCAGCGGGCCGCAGAUUGCCGCGCUCUGCGUCAUCUUCACCUCCAUUGCGCUGUUGCUCGUCUGCCUCAGAUUGUAUGUCCGGACGACGCUGGUCAAGGCCGUUGGAUAUGAUGACUGGAUGAUUGUCAUUUCCUGGCUGGGAGCCUGUGGUUAUGCGAUAUGCACCGUGAUCCAGACGAAAUGGGGUCUUGGAAUCACCAGCCUGAAAAACAUGCCCGACCAGAAUGUCUUGUCCUUUGGCAAGUUGCAAUUCAUAGGCGCACCAUUCUACGUCGUCGGCCUCUGGGGCUUCAAAAUGAGCCUGCUGUGCUCCUACCUGCGCUUCUUCCCAGAAGGCCGCUACAAGAUCGGCACCAUCAUCGUCGCGGUGACGUGCACGAUGGCACACAUUGCAUUCCUCCUCGUCUUCGUGUUCCUGUGCACACCGUUUGAGAAGCAGUACGACCCGUCGAUCCCCGCCGACGUGGGACACUGCGCAGAUGGCGUGGCCUUCUACUUGACGUUCUCGUCCUUGACCAUCGUCUUUGACGUCUUGAUCAUGUUCCUGCCGUUCCCCGUCAUCAUCAAGUCCCAGAUCCAGCGGCGCAAGAAGGCGGUGCUCCUCGGCCUCUUCAUCCUCGGCGUCUUCGUCACCGUCAUCCAGGCGAUCCGGAUCCAGACCAUCACGAGCCUCUCCAACUACCUGGACUCGGCGCGGUCCAUCCAGUGGUCCGUCAUAGAGACGUGCGUGGGCAUCGUCAUCGCGUGCGUGCCGCCGCUGGCGCCCAUGGUCAAGUACUUCGCCGCCAAGAGCCGCAGCGCGAGCGGCGGCAGCAGCGGCGUCUUUCGGCCGCCCAAGACGCCGUCGUCGCGGUACGUGCUGCAGACCUGGGGCACCAGGCGCAGCAGCAUGCACCCGCUGGGUGCCGGCGUCGAUCGGGACUCGUCCACCGCCGCGAGCUCGGCGACGAAGGCCGACGACAGCACCGAGAACAUACUGGGCCAGGGGGCCAUCACGAAGAAGACGCACCUGCUACUCACAACGCACGACGCCGAAGACACUUGGUCCGAUACCAAUAACAGCAGAUAGAGUGUUUGAGAGGGGGGAAGGGAGCGGAACUGCGGAAGGGGAAAAAAAAAAGGGUA
Messenger RNA from Colletotrichum navitas, 1397 nucleotides. RefSeq lists its product as uncharacterized. NCBI's taxonomy places the organism in Eukaryota, Fungi, Ascomycota, Sordariomycetes, Glomerellales, Glomerellaceae. The record is from RefSeq and is a predicted model, not a curated record. Bases 118 to 1341 code for a protein of 407 amino acids. The transcript is spliced from 8 exons.